Molecule: messenger RNA, 1476 nt
Organism: Merops nubicus (carmine bee-eater)
Lineage: Eukaryota; Metazoa; Chordata; Aves; Coraciiformes; Meropidae
Product: A disintegrin and metalloproteinase with thrombospondin motifs 14-like
Exons: 11
Biological process (GO): extracellular matrix organization; proteolysis
Cellular component (GO): extracellular matrix
Molecular function (GO): metalloendopeptidase activity
Source: RefSeq, a predicted model, not a curated record
UCAGUCAGCCUGAUCGAGCGAGGGAACCCGUCGCGGAGCCUGGAGCAGGUCUGCCGCUGGGCUCACUCGCAGCAGCGCUCCGACCCGCAGCACGCCGAGUACCACGACCAUGCUGUCUUCCUCACCAGGCAAGAUUUUGGUCCCGCAGGCUAUGCACCGGUGACGGGGAUGUGCCACCCGCUCCGCAGCUGCACCCUCAACCAUGAAGAUGGCUUCUCCUCAGCCUUCGUUGUUGCCCACGAGACUGGCCAUGUGUUAGGCAUGGAGCACGACGGCCAGGGCAACCGCUGUGCUGAUGAGACCAGCAUGGGGAGCAUCAUGGCACCACUGGUCCAGGCUGCCUUCCACCGCUACCACUGGUCCCGCUGCAGCAAGCAGGAGCUCAACCGCUACAUCCACUCCUACGACUGCCUCCUGGAUGACCCCUUUGAGCACCAGUGGCCCACCUUACCCGAGCUGCCAGGCAUUAACUACUCCAUGGACGAGCAGUGCCGCUUUGACUUCGGCGUGGGCUACAAGACGUGCACGGCGUUCCGCACCUUCGACCCCUGCAAGCAGCUGUGGUGCAGCCACCCGGACAACCCCUACUUCUGCAAGACCAAGAAGGGGCCACCCUUGGAUGGGACCGAGUGCUCUCCAGGCAAGUGGUGCUUCAAGGGUCACUGCAUCUGGAAGACGUCGGAGCAGCCGUACAGCCAGGACGGCAGCUGGAGCUCCUGGUCCAAGUUCGGCUCGUGCUCCAGGACCUGCGGGGGAGGCGUACGCUCGCGCAGCCGCAGCUGCGACAACCCCCCCCCGGCGUACGGUGGGCGCCACUGCCCGGGGUCCACCUACGAGUACCAGGUGUGCAACGCCGAGGAGUGCCCGGGGCCCUACCAGGACUUCCGUGCCCAGCAGUGCUCCAAACGUAACUCCUACUACACCCACCAGCACAGCAAGCAUGCCUGGCUUCCCUACGAGCAUCACGACGAUGCGCAGAAGUGUGAGCUGAUCUGCCAGUCUGAGGGCACGGGGGACGUGGUCUUCAUGAAUCAAGUUGUUCAUGAUGGUACCCGGUGCAGCUACCGAGACCCCUACAGCAUCUGUGUCCGGGGAGAGUGCGUGCAUGUUGGCUGUGACAAGGAGGUUGGCUCCCUGAAGCAGGACGACAAGUGUGGGGUCUGUGGGGGGGACAACUCUCACUGCCGGACGGUGAAGGGUACACUGGCCAAGACCCCCAAGCAGCCAGCUGGUGUUCUGAAGAUGUUUGAGAUUCCAGCUGGAGCGAGGCAUCUCCAGAUAGAAGAGAUGGAGCCGGCAUCCCACAGCAUUGCUGUUAAGAAUCAAGCCACGGGUAACUUCAUCCUUAACAUCAAGGGUAAAGAAGCCAAAAGCCAAGUGUUCAUUGAGAUGGGCUUGGAGUGGGAAUACACCAUUGAACAUGGCAAGGAGAGCCUGAAAACCAGCGGUCCUCUGCACGAGGCCAUCAGUGUUUUG